This is a messenger RNA of Adineta ricciae, 1929 nucleotides long. The record is from the annotation of a GenBank genome assembly. NCBI's taxonomy places the organism in Eukaryota, Metazoa, Rotifera, Eurotatoria, Adinetida, Adinetidae.
AUGGCAAAUUUAAUUAAAUCACAAAUGAUAUGUCUUAAUAAUUCAUUGAUUACAUGUUAUUGUGAAGAUACUCAAGUUUCUAUGACUUGUGUUGAAAAUUCUCCUAGUGACAACACAUUUAUCGAUUGGUCAACAUUUUCAUCAUUAUUUGAACGUCAGUAUUAUUCGUUUCUUUUUAUUAAUUUUACACGUUUAACACCUUUUACAUUUACAAAUUUUUCAUCAACAUUUCCUUCACGUUCAGAAUUAGAAUUCAGAUUUCUCAAUGGAAUUGAUGAAAUAGAAAAAAAUAUCUUUGAUCCAUAUGAUUAUUUUCUAAAUAUAUCAAUUCGAAUUGAAUUUCAAUCACCAAGAAAUUUUCAACUUGCUGAUAAUGCAUUUAGUGGAUUAAAAUAUCGAGAAUUUCUUAUUAAUAAUAUUCAAUAUAAUAAUAUUCAUAAUCUUCCAUAUAAUUUCAAUUUAAAAGCAUUUAAUCAAACAAAUAUUAAUAAAAUAAAUAUUAUAAAUUCAAAAGGAAUGAAAUUAAUUUCAAAUCAAUCACCUUCUUUAAUAUGGAAAGAAAUUCAAUUACAAAAUUGUUCAUUAACAAAUAUUAAUCCUCUCAUUGAAAGUCUCAUUCCACAAUUUGUAACUAAAUUAGAUUUAUCAUCAAAUAAUUUAAUUCAUCUACCUUCUUUAAUUCAAUUUAAAAAUAUUACUAACAUUGAUUUACAAAAUAAUUUAAUUGAAGAAAUUCAAUCAAAUAUUUUCACAAAUUUAACAGAAUAUAUUUAUGAGAUUAAUUUAUCACAUAAUCGAAUAAAACAUAUUUCACAUGAUGCAUUUCUUGGUAUGACGCUAUCUGUUUUAUCAUUAGAAAAUAAUCAAUUAUGUUCACUUGAAAGUUUAACAAUUAAUAAUGAAUUAACAUCAUUUUUAUAUCCAAUAAAUCAAUCAUUAGUUGCAUUAUUUUUAUCACAUAAUUUUCUAGAUGAUUUUAAUCCAAUAAAAAGUCUUACAAAUUUAAAUGAAUUAGAUUUAUCCAAUAAUGAAAUAAAAAAUUUAGAUGAAAAUUCAUUUCCAAAUACAUAUAAUCUUCAUAAUAUUGAUUUAAGUUCGAAUUGUAUUAAUUCAAUUCAUCCAUUAUCUUUUAAUAGAACAGGAGUAAGAGAUUUAGAUUUAUCAUCAAAUUUAUUUUCUUCUUUAGAAACAAUUCAAAUUAUAUAUGAUGAAGAUUCUCGAUCUAGAAAUGUCACAGCUUCAUUUCUUGAUUAUAUGUCAACAGAUUUUGAUAAAUUAUCAUUAACAAAUUGUACAAAUCUAAUAGAAAUUAAUUGGUUUUUAUUCACUAGAUUGAAAAGAUUAUAUUAUUUAGAUCUUUCGAAAAUACCAAAAACAGAUCAUUUUUGGUUUUAUCAAGCAAGAGAUAAUACAUCUACAUUACCGAAUAAUCAAUCAUCUAGAUCAGAAAUUCUGUUGAAUAAUAUUCAAUUUAAUAAUGAUGAUUAUUGUUUAGCAAAACCAAUAUUUCACAUUUUCAAUCCAGGAUUUCUAUUUAUUGAUAAAGAUCAUCCAUGUAAUUGUUUUGUAUUUAUGUUUAAAAAUAUACUUCGUGAAUAUCCAACUUGUUUAUCCAAUCAAUCGAUUGUAGAUCAAUUAACUCAACAAUGUAUGAAUAUUGAUUCUUAUUGUUUAAAUUUAACCAGUACUACAACUACAGUAGCUACUGAAUCAACUCCAUUACCAUUAUCAUCAUCAACAUCAGCAGCAGUAAUAAAAGAAGAUCAGAAAUGGAAAAUAAUAUUAGCAAUAAUGAUUCCUUCAACAAUUAUUCUUAUUAUUGGUUUAUUUUUAGCUACUAUUUAUAUUGUUAAAAGACGAAAAACAAACAAAUCCAUGGAAAUAGUUGAGAUGCAAGGGGGAUUCGAAAAUAAACUUACUAAAAGAUAA